Messenger RNA from Eurypyga helias (sunbittern), 350 nucleotides. Its product is annotated as dual specificity mitogen-activated protein kinase kinase 6. Lineage: Eukaryota; Metazoa; Chordata; Aves; Eurypygiformes; Eurypygidae. The annotation marks the transcript as partial. The record is from RefSeq and is a predicted model, not a curated record. The transcript has 4 exons. Gene Ontology annotation, molecular function: ATP binding; MAP kinase kinase activity. Gene Ontology annotation, biological process: protein phosphorylation; MAPK cascade.
GCAAGAAGAGAAACCCUGGGCUGAAAAUUCCUAAAGAAGCAUUUGAGCAACCACAGACAAGCUCCACGCCACCCAGAGAUCUAGACUCCAAAGCCUGCAUCUCCAUUGGCGAGGAGAACUUUGAGGUGAAAGCCGAUGACCUAGAGCCCAUCUCCGAGCUGGGACGAGGGGCAUACGGGGUGGUGGAGAAGAUGCGGCACAUGCCGAGCGGGCAGAUCAUGGCAGUGAAGCGGAUCCGAGCCACAGUGAACAGUCAGGAGCAGAAGAGGUUAUUGAUGGAUCUGGAUAUCUCCAUGAGGACGGUAGACUGCCCCUUCACUGUCACCUUUUACGGGGCACUUUUCCGAGAG